CUCAGUAGUGUGCAAGUAGUGUACUAUCAUUUAGUUAUCUGUAAUACAAACUUUCAUAUUUUUUUCUGUUUCUGCAUUUUAGCACUAAAAAUGAAUAAUAUACGCGAUAGUGACAAUGUAUUGAUAAUUUGGAAAAACAGCGAACCAAAUGACUUAAGUAAUUUAGUAAAUGAAAUUAAAAUUUUGUCUAGAACGGGAAAUGUUGUUCUAGAAAACUCCGAAAUGAUCACAGAAUCUUCUCGAGCACCAUCAUCAUUUAAUAUUGUAGUAUCAAAUUGGUUAUCUCCUCAAUCAGUCGUUCACAAUGAUGAUCUAUUAGAAAUAAUUAUGAAACUCCUAAAACCUAGUGGAAAAUUGAUAUUGAAGGAUGCAACAAAUCUAACAAGUACUCUCAAGUUGAAUGGCUUUAUGAACAUAGUAAAAGAUUUAGAUAAUGUGUAUAUUGCCGAAAAGCCUAAUUUUGAGGUUGGAUCAAAAGUAUUUCUUAAUCUCGCAAAGAAACCAGCAGUUUGGAAAAUAGAUGAUACAGUCGAAGCAGCUUGGACGGGAGGAAAUGAUGAUGAUAUAAUUGAUCCUGAUCAACUAUUAGAUGAAAAUGAUCUGAAAAAACCAGAGCAAUCAUUAAGAGUAUGUGCGACAACUGGGAAACGAAAAGCAUGCGCCGACUGUUCGUGCGGUCUCGCCGAAGAGCUACGCGGCGAAACCAAGCAGACGCCUAAGUCAUCCUGUGGAAGUUGCUACCUGGGCGAUGCUUUCCGCUGCGCUACGUGCCCGUACCUAGGUAUGCCGGCAUUCAAACCAGGAGAAAAAGUUGUGCUGGAUCUCAAAUCAGAUAUAUGAAAGUACUCUCAUUCCUCUCGCUUCAGUAAAACUCUAGGUUUAUACAUUUUUGUACUACGAGUAGUAUUCUAUGUUGUGAUUGUUUAAAUAUAUUAUAAUUAUGCACAUACAUUAUAUUUUUUUAAUCAUACAAGAAUU
Achroia grisella is the source of this 978-nucleotide messenger RNA. RefSeq names its product anamorsin homolog (gene CIAPIN1). Gene Ontology annotation, molecular function: iron-sulfur cluster binding; S-adenosylmethionine-dependent methyltransferase activity. Lineage: Eukaryota; Metazoa; Arthropoda; Insecta; Lepidoptera; Pyralidae. Bases 91 to 840 code for a protein of 249 amino acids. The record is from RefSeq and is a predicted model, not a curated record. Gene Ontology annotation, biological process: iron-sulfur cluster assembly. The transcript is spliced from 5 exons. Gene Ontology annotation, cellular component: cytoplasm.